Molecule: messenger RNA, 972 nt
Organism: Alternaria arborescens
Lineage: Eukaryota; Fungi; Ascomycota; Dothideomycetes; Pleosporales; Pleosporaceae
Exons: 3
Coding region: 1-972 (323 amino acids)
Cellular component (GO): Golgi apparatus
Source: RefSeq, a predicted model, not a curated record
AUGUACAUUCCCAACACGCGCUGGACCUGGGCUUUCAUGCUCACGGCCAUCUGCCAGGUCGGCAUCGCCCUCGCCCUCGAAUCGUACGUCUUCAGCAAGUUCCAGAAUGAGAUCCAUUUCGCUGCCGAAGGUGCUGGCGCCAACGAAACCCGCACCAUUCCCACCUUCCUCGCCGUCUUCAUGUUCGGCUACAUCUACCAAUUAUUCCUCACCUGGGAUGCUCUGCGCAUGAAGAACACCAUUCAGGUCAUUGGACUCGUCCUGUACAACAUCGGCAUUCUCGUCUAUGCCGCCAUUCAAUUCGACCAGAUCAAGGACGCUGCUGACGACCUCAACACGCGCCGCUUCAUUCCCAAGGAUUUCUGGGAAGACGUCAAGCCCAUGCUCAUCGCCCUACCCCUGUACGAUGAGUUCGCUUGGACCAUCUACAAGCGCAUCAGUGCCGACACUAGACUGAAGAGGCGCUAUCUGACCUACCAGAUUUACAUCGCCCUCCUCAAGUUUGACUUCUUCUUCUUUCUGGCCUUCACCGUCCAGUUUCUGGUCGUCGUCAAAAACACAAAGACCGUUGAACUGAUCCUCACCGCUGCCGCCCUCGUUAUCACUUUCUUUCUUUUGUUCCUUGCCGCGUGGUGGGUCCGCCGCGAGUCCGUUGCUGGUAUGAUCGGCAUUAUCGUCGUCUACUUCAUUGCCUUGGGCUACUUCUUGUUCAAGCUCAUCCGAAUGUGGGUCGCCGAUGCAAACCGCCAGGAGGACUACAAGCCAGCCCGCAAGUCGCUGACUGCCUUUGCCAUUCUCACAAUCCUCUUGCUCAUCAUCACCAUUGUUACAGCAUGCUUGUGCACCCACAACUUCAACAAGGGCCUGAAGCCUCAUGUCAACGACAAGAUUGUGCAGAGCGACAAGACAUACAAUACAGAAAUGCCGUCACUGAGCGGACCUGCGCCAUCACAACGGAUGGAAAUCGACUAG